Molecule: messenger RNA, 758 nt
Organism: Aspergillus costaricaensis CBS 115574
Lineage: Eukaryota; Fungi; Ascomycota; Eurotiomycetes; Eurotiales; Aspergillaceae
Product: putative oxidoreductase, short-chain dehydrogenase/reductase family
Exons: 2
Coding region: 21-758 (245 amino acids)
Source: RefSeq, a predicted model, not a curated record
CACUACUUUCCAGAACACCAAUGUCCAUCAUCGACCGUGUAGUCCUUGUUGCCGGUGCCUCCAAGGGCAUCGGCAGAGCGAUUGCCCUGCAGGCCGGCAAAGAAGGUGCACAUGUGAUUGUCAACUACCACACCGAUGCGCAGGGUGCCGACAAGGUGGUUGCGGAAAUUGGGGCUAAUCGCGCGCUGGCCAUCCAAGCGGACAUCUCCAAAUCGGCCGAUAUUGAGCGACUGAUCAAGGUAUCCGUUGCACGCUUUGGCAAGAUUGAUGUGGUCAUUCCAAACGCGGCCUACGUGCCCUUGGCCGACGUGGAGACGGCCACCGAAGAACAAUUUGAUAUGGCAUUUGGCGUUAAUGUCAAAGGACCGUGGCUUCUUGUGCAGAAAUCCCUUCCCUACCUGAGCAGCGGCAGCACGGUGAUCUUCAUCUCCUCGGACUUGACCGACUUCAGUACGCUGCCGCCACCGCUGUUCCUCUAUAUCUCGACCAAAGGAGCCCUGAAUCUGAUGGUCCGGUCAAUGGCCCAGACGCUAGCAAGCCGGGGCAUCCGUAUCAACGCUGUGUCGCCGGGUACUACCGAAACCGACUCUUUUUUCAAGUCCAACUCUGACGACAGCACCCGGAUGUUGGCGCAGCUCAACCCAUUCAAGCGGCUUGGGAGGCCGGACGAGGUGGCCGCCGCUGUGAGCUUGUUGUGGCGUCCAGAGAGUUCCUGGAUUUCCGGUCAAGUGGUCAAAGCCAAUGGGGCGACCUGCUGA